UUGGAAAGGGAAUCAGGACCAGCGAGAUUUUUUUUCCCCCUCCUCCUUUUUCUUUUUUCUUUUUCUCCCCCCCUCCCCCCUUUUCGUUUUUUGGCGGCGCGAUCUGGUGCGGAAGAAAGUGAAAGCCUGGAACGCGGCGGAGAAAGUCGAGCGGAGGAGGCGGAGGUUGCGGAGAGGGGCGAGGGAGAGCGAGGACGAGAAGUGGGCGCCGCCUGGUCGCUUCUGCGCGCUCUCGAGCUCGACCGCGGCGGGAUAAAUGCCGGAUUCGGGGCGGCUCGCUUUAGUCGCUGAGCCGAGCGGUGGGAGGACGAGGCGGAGCUGCAGCAGCUUUUUUUUCUCCGGCCGCUUAGAGGCGAGGUUAUUCUAGAUUGGAACCAUGUAUUGGCAUUUUCCUCUCCUCUUUGCUGCCUUGACAUCAACCUAUGUGUGCUUUCCUCAAAACCAUUUGUCACUAGAGGAAUUGGGAUCGGACAUUGGAAUCCAAGUUUUCAAUCAGCUGGUCAAAACCAGAGCUGGUGAUAAUGUUGUGGUUUCUCCUCAUGGAAUUGCAUCAGUACUUGGGAUGCUUCAGCUAGGAGCUGACGGCAAGACAAAGAAGCAGCUGACUACAGUGAUGAGAUACAGUGUAAACGGAGUUGGUAAAGUAUUGAAGAAGAUAAACAAAGCUAUUGUCUCAAGGAAGAAUAAGGAUAUUGUUAAAAUUGCAAAUAUAGUUUUUGCGAACAGCGGGCUGAAAAUGGAAGCAUCUUUUGUUUCUAGAAACAGUGAAGUGUUUCAGUGCCCUGUCAAAAAUAUAAAUUUCAAAGAUCCGAAUGCUGCUUCCGACGCUAUGAACCAGUGGGUCAAAAAUAAAACUGAGGGUAUGAUCGACAGUGUCCUAACCGCAGAUGAUAUUGACAGUGCUCUGACCAGACUAGUAGUGAUAAAUGCAGUAUAUUUUAAGGGAUUAUGGAGGUCCCGAUUUCAACCUGAAAACACAAAAAAGCGAACAUUCAAUGAAGGUGAUGGAAAGACUUACCAAGUGCCUAUGCUGGCUCAGUUGUCAGUUUUCCGAUGUGGCACAACAAGCACUCCUAAUGACUUGUGGUAUAAUACUAUAGAAUUGCCAUAUCACGGUGAAAGUAUCAGCAUGUUGAUUGCUUUGCCUGCACAAAGUUCAACUCCCUUGUCGGCUAUUAUUCCUCACAUUAGCACAAAAACGAUACAGAGCUGGAUGACAACUAUGGUUCAAAAGAGGGUACAGGUCAUUUUGCCCAAGUUUACAGCAGAAGCAGAAACAGAUUUAAAAGAACCUCUCAAGGAGCUUGGCAUUCGAGAUAUGUUUGUUCAAUCAAAGGCAAACUUUGCAAAAAUAACAAGAUCAGAAAACAUUUAUGUAUCUCAGCUCUUGCAAAAAGCAAAAAUAGAAGUAACUGAAGAUGGAACCAAAGCUUCUGCAGCAACAACUGCAAUUGUAACAGCUCGGUCAUCACCUCCUUGGUUUGUAGUGGAUCGACCAUUUUUAUUUUUCAUACGGCACAACCCUACAGGUGCUGUUUUGUUUAUGGGACAAAUCACCAAACCUUGAAUAAAGGAAGAGAUUCUUUCCUUCUGAAGAAAACUAAAGAUUGAUGCCUUUGUAUGGUUUAAAUAUUUUUGUAUCCCGUUUUUCAGCUAUGAACUAGCUGUGGAAAUGUUGGUCAUCUAGUUUUUGAAAAAGAACCUUAAGUAGCUGGAAUUCUUUAUGGAAGAAUAAAAUGCCUUUUUGAAAACAUUGUAAAGUUCCUUAAAACUACUGAUUAGCUCUCUGUGCUAACAACUUUUGAAAAUUUGUUGUUCUAUUUCAUAUUGUCUUUAAACCCAGUUGAAAUUAAAGGGACAAGUCUGAUUUUGGUUUGCUUAUGCCUUUCUACUACUACAGUUCAGUAGUUGGGUGAGGCAUUUGCCAUUAGAAAGCAAUUGAAAGCUUUAGCAUUUUUUUUUAUUUUAGUUUGUGCAUGUUGCUAAGAUUUAAACAACUAAUGUCCCAAUUAAUGCCUUUGCAUUGGUGUAAUGUCAACUUGUCAUUGGUAGUAUACACUUUCUAUAGAUUUAAAUUUUAUAUUUUUUGUACAAAGGAAAAUAAAAUCAUAAUGAACAGUCGAAUCUAGUGCAAGAGUCAAAAUGAUAUCGGAGGGAAACAAUUACUCACAAUUCAGAAUGUUGAAAGUAAACUGUUACUAUGCUAAAAUUUCCAUGUGAUAAAAUAAUUCCUGUAAGGAACGACCUGCAUUUUGGAAUACUUCUGUUAAGUAAAUUUUCAAAAUGUUCCAUUCUGUCUGCAUUUUAGUAAUUCAUUGUAUUGUAUUGGACAAUAAGGGUGUGAUGGCUCAGCGGUCAAAGAUCCUGAACUUGUCAGUUGGAAAGCUGACAGCCUAGGUUCAAGCUUCUAGAGCUGCACAACAGUGAGUUCCUGUGCUCCUGCCCACCUAGCAGUUUGAAAGCAUGCAAAUGUGAGUAGAUUAAUAGGUACCACAUCAAUAGGAAGAUAACAACAUUCCAUGCACCUUUGGUAUAUAUAGCCAUGCUGGCAACAUGACCACAGAAAAUGUCUUCAGGCAAUGCUGGUUCCUUCAGCCAAGAAACAGAGAUAAGCACCAUGCCCUAGAGUAGGAUGCAAUUAGACAGAGAAACCUUUACCUUUUUAUUAGAGAAUAAUGUCAUGUCAAGUAUAUUCCUGAAAUAUAUUUGCAUGCUACAAAUAUUUUAAACCAAUAUCUUCAGAUAUAGGAGAAACUGUCCAUUAUUGAAAUAGCCCUAAAAUCAUUUUUAAAAUAUUAAAAUUAUUUUCCCCAACAAUAUAAUUACCCUGGAUAAAGCUCUGUUUUUUCCUUAUGUCAUGGAAAGAAGGUUACAACUUUUUCAUCUAUUGGAAAGUAUUUUAAUUGUUCCAGAUAACAUGUGCUUUGUAUGUCCUUCUGAUAUGCUUCUCUUAAAAGAUAAUUUUGGUACAAUUCAAUGGAAGAUUUUUGUAACAGCUUCCACCUGGAUAUGUAGAAUAUUUUUCAGUGUCAGGCAUAAAUACUCCAGAAAGCUGAAUGCGGAAAAAAUGUAAUACUGUGUAUAAGCAUGGACAUCACUAUUGGUUGUUAAAUCAGUUGAUUUUUCUAAAAUGUAUUCUAUUCAACCCUAUGAUUUUUUAGGAACUCAAUUGAAAAAAAAAUGAAUUAAAAGAAAAAUCACAUUCUGCCAAUUUUCUACCAUUAGAGUUUAAAAAUGGUUCUAUUGCCUGAAAAUAACUGAAAACUUCUGUGUUAAAUUGAUGAAUUUUAUCUGUAGCAUUAAAAAAAUUACGUUCAGUGUAACUUUUAUUUAACAAUAUUUAUAUAUCACUUUAUUGCAAGACUCUAAUGAUUCACAAUAAUUGAAUAGUUCAUAAAACCAUUGUUACCUUAAAAUUACCAAAUACAAAAAAUUCUACAUAGACCAAAUAUAGCAGCUACAGUUCUUAUCAAAGUAUUAUCUAGAAUCCCAAGAAAGAUACUGUAAUAGUUUCAUCUCUUUUGGAAUACAAGGAAAGGGCAAUCCCAAUUUUUCCUUAGGGACCAAGGGAAAAGCGAGCCCACAUCCUAAACCAUCUGGGGAGAGAAAAUCAGGAGCAUACACACAAGGCAGGAUAAUUCUACUUUGAGGAGCCAAUCCUGUAAAAAUCGAGAUCUUCAGCCAUAGAGAUGAAGCUGCUGGUACAGAUUACUAUAUCAUAUGCUUGCUUACAUGAAGUAUUUUAUAUGUUUCUGAUUGUCUUUAUUGCUGCUUCACACUUUUCCUAAUACUCAUUAAACAAAUGUUAGAUCCAAAGCUAUACAAAUUUAUUAGCAAAUUGUGACAUGAUAAAGAAUUAGACAAUUACUUUCAAGAUUUUUCUUGACCCUAUUUUAUGUCUGUGUUGAGUGUAGUAAUUGAUGGACUUUAUUUACUCUUUGGGAUAAGGUUUGGCAAUAAAAAUAUUUGUGGAAUGGAACCUGGAAACCAAAUAUUGUCUGCUUCCUUAUAAUUGCUGAAAAAAUUCCAGUUGCUUUUGAAAAUAAGAAUUGUACAUUAAAGUUAAAAUUUACUUGAUUAGAAGACUAACUUUUUCUACAAACACAUAGAAGAGUGUCAGGAGCAGCUGUAUAGUUUUAUGCAUUUGAGAACAAACUACAACUUGAGUUGCAGAAUAUUUGUCUUGGAAGGCUCAGUAUCGUUAUUCCUGGCAAUUGUGAAAAUGUACUAUUCUGCUUUUGGAUUUUCUGAAUGCUUGCAUAUCUUUGCCAGUGAAUCUUACCGGGGGCCCAUGUGUGUUAUAAAAGAAAUGUGAAAAAAGAACACCAAAGUUUGGUACUUUUUUCAAGUGUGCAAAAAUAGAGAAUAUCCAGAAAGGGGUAAUAUCGUGUAGUACUCUCUCCUUAAGUCAUCUUUUUUUUUCGUAAUGAUUCUUAGGAGAAUUUAAAGUUGAGUUUGCUUUAAUCUUCAGCAAUUAAUUGGACAAGUUCUAAAAACAGAAAUAUAUCAAAUCUACAUUCAGACAAUUCAGCCAUCAGCAGACACACAGAAAUAAACAAUAUCUAUAUAACUUUCAAAUGAAACAAUCAAAAGAGAAACAAACAAAAAAAAACCUUAAACACCUCACCAGCAAUCAACACAGAGAGAUUAAGCACAACUCUUCUCUAUUCACAGCAAUGAACAGAUUAAUACCAAAUGAACACCAGACCAACAAUCAAGAAGCAAACAAUACCACAAUUAAGAAACUAUCAACUCCAGACAAACAAGCUAACAGUAAAUAACAGUCCAAUCAAGGAACCACCAGCUCUCUUUCCACCAAGGAUAGGGCAAGCCAUUAGUAUAUAACAUGAGAGCAAAUCCUACUCCCUUACUAGCACUGACAAUGUUACCAAGUUUCAUAAUGAAACAUCUGCAAGGAAACAACCAGGUUCAAAGAGUCCACAAAAAUGUAUCUAGUAAUAAAAUUGGUCAAAAAGAUUUUAUAUACCAUUUCAUUAUUACAAUAUGACCAAUUACAUUCUCUUCAAAAAAAGAAAUAAACAGUUGUAUUAAUUAAUGCUUAAAAUUUAUAUAAUCACCCUUUCAAUUGUUUAUGCUAAUAAUUUACAUUAGUAUUUGGAUUUAACAGAAGCUAAUUAAGUGUUAUGAUGUAUCAGUAUCAAGGCCAUUAAUUUACAAUGUGGUAUUCUAAAACCAUCUGCUUUUUAUUAUUUAUUUCUAUUGCCUUUAAUAACAAAAAAGUUCUUUAAUAAAAAAAAAGCCUGA
Pantherophis guttatus is the source of this 5265-nucleotide messenger RNA. It is a transcript of the gene SERPINE2, whose product is annotated as serpin family E member 2. Lineage: Eukaryota; Metazoa; Chordata; Lepidosauria; Squamata; Colubridae. Gene Ontology annotation, biological process: negative regulation of endopeptidase activity; negative regulation of plasminogen activation. Gene Ontology annotation, molecular function: serine-type endopeptidase inhibitor activity. The record is from RefSeq and is a predicted model, not a curated record.